AUGAUCAACUGUGAUGCUUUGUUCAGUACCAUAACGACUGAUGAUCAACCAUCAACCCCUCCCUCAGUGAACAUUGAUGUCUCGCAGAACACUUUUCCAAAGGAUACCUUUCCCAGAGGCCACAAUAUUAAACAGACCAGAUUCAUAACGCAAUCGAGUGAAACAUUUGCUUCUCAUGAACAGGGAGCAAACCAGGAUGAGCCACGCGACCUCCUAAAACCUCCUCCCCCAGCUUCAGGCGGCAAAGCAAAUUUAAGCAAAUUUUCAUGCUGCGCAGUGGCGUAUCCCGAUGAUCCUGUUGAGGAUCAUGUCACUCUACCUAGCACAACUAAAACUGGUGCAAAAGAAACUAAUCAAGAGGGGGGAGGACCUGUGGUUGGAAAUUUCAGAGGACUUUCGUCUUGCUUCACGUCUCUAAGUCGCUAUGGAUAUGAUCGCAAGCAUACAGGCCCCUUGUUAAAGCUCAAUAUCAGUGGAACACCUUUCAUUGUUAAAGUUAGCACCCUGAGGCGAGAUCCAAUGGUCUUUGAGAAAAUUCUUGAAGACGCAGAAUACAUUUCGGACACAGAUGAAUAUUACAUGGAAAGAGAUCCAGUGGUGUUUCGGUUUGUGCAUGCUUAUCUGCGAUACCAAGAAAUGCAUUUACCCCUCAAUAUCUGUGGUCCACUAUUGGAAAGAGAGCUUGAAGCUUGGGGUCUGCAAUUAGGCUUUGACUUACAAAGGUGCUGCUUGGGUCCAGUAAUGGAUACCAAGUCCAAAUUGGAGUCAUUGAAAAAAUUCGAGGAGGCUUUUACCGAAACUUCCGCUGUUUACAAAUUUCGCUGUCAAAUAAGCAAACGAUGGCAAACAUUUUGUGAGAAUGUUUGGCGUGUGAUCACCGAUACUCCAAAAAAACGUUGGCUGGCGACGUCAUCCACUGGCAGUGCUUUGUCCAAAGACAACUGCACGGAGACUCUACAAGAUGAAGGAAUCUUAACCCUAGAUUCUUACCUCGUUAACGGAGCUACCGUUCCUUCAGGAGCCCCAACCCACCCUAUGGAUGGAGAGGAAGCUGAAAAUGGAGGCAGUGAAACCGGUGAUCGCUUCUCAAGCAACAGGCCCUUUAACUGGCGAAGUCUUCAAAAGACCCCCAAAGUGAUUAUUUUCAGUCGGUUGUAUGUGGCGGGCCAAGCUUUGGUAGUUAUGUCUCUCAUUAUUUACAUGGUCAUCGCCUAUGUACCUAGUCUUAGGGAACCACUUGGUCCACCAAUGAAUGCUAAACUAAACGAAAGCGACAUGGGUACGUACGGAACGUUCCCCGUUUCCAGAUCCUACGCCACCUUCGACACAGAACAAAGACAGGCUACACAACCAGUACUAGCAAUUCGAGUACUCACUUGGAUCUGUGUUAUCCUUUUUACCCUUGAUUUGAUAGCCCGUGCAAUAUUCUGUCCACACUUCUUCCGAUGGCUGCUCUCGAUUUAUACCAUAACAGACAUAAUUUCUCUCAUCCCCUUCUACGUCGAAGGCAUUAUAUUUGCUCUCAUAGAGCAAAUGUCCCCCUCCCCCGAAACGACAGCCAAGGUACAAAAAUUGUUUUACAUUACUGACCUAAUCAACGUGCUCAAAAUCUUUGUCAUCGGCCGACUCUUUCGACUUCUGCAGCGACAACGAUCUACUCGGGUCUUGAUUUACACCAUCAGAACAGCCUCUGUAAACAUGUUCAUGGUGUUUGAGCUCAUGGUUCUGUGUGCGAUUUUCUUCGGCACGACAAUAUUUUUCUUCGAUCAAGGCAUAUCGAGCGUGUUCGUGGGGAUAUGGUGGGCAUUUACAACGAUGACCACUGUGGGCUAUGGUGACGUAACACCAUCUUCGGUGCCUGGUCGCGUGAUAGCCGUGCUCUGCAUGAUUGCCGGUAUACUCCUGACAUCGUACACGGUACCCGUCUUGGUUAAUGACUUCCUCCUUUUCUACGGUCAUGCCGAUCAACUUGCGUGGAUGCGAAGAGUUCACAGGACGGCCACUGCAAAGCGUCGAAACGAGAGGCGUGAUUUGAUGGCGAAGAGACGAAUAACGCGAGUUCGAGCUUUACUAAAGAACGCUGUUAUUGGUGUCGGAACUGCACUCGAUGGAGAAGGAACGAACAGAGGGAGUGGAGGAGACUAUGGUUUCAAAGCAGGUCAAAUGUUUCACAGGAAUGGUCUAACACUUGGCCAUACCAAAUUCAGAGAUUCACCAUCAAAAUGA
Mesocestoides corti is the source of this 2226-nucleotide messenger RNA. Lineage: Eukaryota; Metazoa; Platyhelminthes; Cestoda; Cyclophyllidea; Mesocestoididae. The record is from the annotation of a GenBank genome assembly.